CUCCAACGAUGAUUGAGUCCAUUAAGCACCGAUUUGGGCGGAUUUAUUCCCGGUCAAUUUUUGGCAGAUUCUAAAGGGGGUAUCAUCACAUAUUUCGGGCGAUUUAUCCGAAAUGCCAUUUUCUUUCGAUUCUGGAGGCUACAGAUCACGGAAUCAGGCGGAGGCUAUUCUCCACCGAUAAUGAAGUCUAUUGACCCUAUUCUCCACGGAUGAUAAGUCCGUUAAGCAUCGAUUUGGGCCAAUUUAUUUUUGGAUGGCAUUUUCGAAAUUUCUUGGGCGACGAAAGGCCAUUUUCUUUGGAUAUUGAAGGCUACCGAUCACGGAUUCGGCUUGAGGCUAUUCCCCAAAGAUGAUUGAGUCCAUUAAGCACCGAUUUGGGCGGAUUUAUUCCGGGUCAAUUUUUGGCAGAUUCCAAAGGGGUACCAUCACAGAUUUCGGGCGAUUUAUCCGAAAUGCCAUUUUCUUUCGAUUCUGGAGGCUACAGAUCACGGAAUCAGGCAGAGGCUAUUCUCCACCGAUAAUGAAGUCUAUUGAUCCUAUUCUCCACGGAUGAUAAGUCCGUUAAGCAUCGAUUUGGGCCAAUUAAUUUUCGGAUGGCAUUUUCAUAAUUUCUUGGGCGACGAAAGGCCAUUUUCUUUGGAUAUUGAAGGCUACAGAUCUCGGAUUCGGCCUGAGGCUAUUCUCCAACGAUGAUUGAGUCCAUUAAGCACCUAUUUGGGCGGAUUUAUUCCGGGUCAAUUUUUGGCAGAUUCCCAAGGGGUACCAUCACAGAAUUCGGGCGAUUUAUCCGAAAUGCCAUUUUCUUUCGAUUCUGGAGGCUACUGAUCACGGAAUCAGGCGGAGGCUAUUCUCCACCGAUAAUGAAGUCUAUUGAUCCUAUUCUCCACGGAUGAUAAGUCCGUUAAGCAUCGAUUUGGGCCAAUUUAUUUUCGGAUGGCAUUUUCAUAAUUUCUUGGGCAACGAAAGGCCAUUUUCUUUGGAUAUUGAAGGCUACAGAUCUCGGAUUCGGCCUGAGGCUAUUCUCCAACGACGAUUGAGUCCAUUAAGCACCUAUUUGGGUUGAUUUAUUCCGGGUCAAUUUUUGGCAGAUUCCCAAGGGGUACCAUCACAGAAUUCAGGCGAUUUAUCCGAAAUGCCAUUUUCUUUCGAUUCUGGAGGCUACUGAUCACGGAAUCAGGCGGAGACUAUUCUCCACCGAUAAUUAAGUCUAUUGAUCCUAUUCCCCACGGAUGAUAAGUCCGUUAAGCAUCGAUUUGGGCCAAUUUAUUUUCGGAUGGCAUUUUCGUAAUUUCUUGGGCGACGAAUGGCCAUUUUCUAUGGAUAUUGAAGGCAACAGAUCACGGAUUCGGCCUGAGGCUAUUCUCCAACGAUGAUUGAGUCCAUUAAGCACCGAUUUUGGCGGAUUUAUUCCGGGUCAAUUUUUGGCAGAUUCCAAAGGGGUACCAUCACAGAUUUCGGGCGAUUUAUCCGAAAUGCCAUUUUCUUUCUAUUCUGGAGGCUACAGAUCACGGAAUCAGGCGGAGGCUAUUCUCCACCGAUAAUGAAGUCUAUUGAUCCUUUUCUCCACGGAUGAUAAGUCCGUUAAGCAUCGAUUUGGGUCAAUUUAUUUUUGGAUGGCAUUUUCGUAAUUUCUUGGGCGUCGAAAGGCCAUUUUCUUUGGAUAUUGAAGGCUACAGAUCACGGAUUCGGCCUGAGGCUAUUCUCCAACUAUGAUUGAGUCCAUUAAGCACCGAUUUGGGCGGAUUUAUUCUAGGUCAAUUUUUAGCAGAUUCCAAAGGGGUACCAUCAUAGAUUUCGGGCGAUUUAUCCGAAAUGCCAUUUUCUUUCGAUUCUGAAGGUUACAGAUCACGGAAUCAGGCGGAGGCUAUUCUCCACCGACAAUGAAGUCUAUUGAUCCUAUUCUCCACGGAUGAUAAGUCCGUUAAGCAUCGAUUUGGGCCAAUUUAUUUUCGGAUGGCAUUUUCGUAAUUUCUUGGGCGACGAAAAGCCAUAUUCUUUGGAUAUUGAAGGCUACAGAUCACGGAUUCGGCCUGAGGCUAUUCUCCAACGAUGAUUGAGUCCAUUAAGCUCCGAUUUGGGCGGAUUUAUUCCUGUUCAAUUUUUGGCAGAUUCCAAAGGGGUACCAUCACAGAUUUCGGGCGAUUUAUCUGAAAUGCCAUUUUCUUUCGAUUAUGGAGGCUACAGAUCAAGGAAUCAGGCGGAGUUUAUUCUUCACCGAUAAUGAAGUCUAUUGAUCCUAUUCUCCACGGAUGAUAAGUCCGUUAAGCAUCGAUUUGGGCCAAUUUAUUUUCGGAUGCCAUUUUCGUAAUUUCUUGGGCGACGAAAGGCCAUUUUCUUUGGAUAUUGAAGGCUACAGAUCACGGAUUCGGCCUGAGGCUAUUCUCCAACGAUGAUUUAGUCCAUUAAGCACCGAUUUGGGCGGAUUUAUUCCGGGUCAAUUUUUGCCAGAUUCCAAAGGGGUAUCAUCACAUAUUUCGGGCGAUUUAUCCGAAAUGCCAUUUUCUUUCGAUUCUGGAGGUUACAGAUCACGGAAUCAGGCGGAGGCUAUUCUCCACCGAUAAUGAAGUCUAUUGAUCCUAUUCUCCACGGAUGAUAAGUCCGUUAAGCAUCGAUUUGGGCCAAUUUAUUUUCGGAUGGCAAUUUCGUAAUUUCUUGGGCGACGAAAGGCCAUUUUCUUUGGAUAUUGAAGGCUACAGAUCACGGAUUCGGCCUGAGGCUAUUCUCCAACGAUGAUUGAGUCCAUUAAGCACCGAUUUGGGCGGAUUUAUUCCGGGUCAAUUUUUGGCAGAUUCCAAAGGGGUACCAUCACAGAUUUCGGGCGAUUUAUCCGAAAUGCCAUUUUCUUUCGAUUCUGGAGGCUACAGAUCACGGAAUCAGGCGGAGGCUAUUCUCCACCGAUAAUGAAGUCUAUUGAUCCUAUUCUCCACGGAUGAUAAGUCCGAUAAGCAUCGAUUUGGGCCAAUUUAUUUUCGGAUGGCAAUUUCGUAAUUUCUUGGGCGACGAAAGGCCAUUUUCUUUGGAUAUUGAAGGCUACAGAUCACGGAUUCGGCCUGAGGCUAUUCUCCAACGAUGAUUGAGUCCAUUAAGCACCGAUUUGGACGGAUUUAUUCUGGGUCAAUUUUUUGCAGAUUCCAAAGGGGUACCAUCACAGAUUUCGGGCGAUUUAUCCGAAAUGCCAUUUUCUUUCGAUUCUGGAGGCUACAGAUCACGGAAUCAGGCGGAGGCUAUUCUCCACCGAUAAUGAAGUCUAUUGAUCCUAAUCUCCACGGAUGAUAAGUCCGUUAAGCAUCGAUUUGGGCCAAUUUAUUUUCGGAUGGCAAUUUCGUAAUUUCUUGGGCGACGAAAGGCCAUUUUCUUUGGAUAUUUAAGGCUACAUAUCACGGAUUCGGCCUGAGGCUAUUCUCCAACGAUGAUUGAGUCCAUUAAGCACCGAUUUGGGCGAAUUUAUUCUGGGUCAAUUUUUGGCAGAUUCCAAAGGGGUACCAUCAUAGAUUUCGGGCGAUUUAUCGGAAAUGCCAUUUUCUUUCGAUUCCGGAGGCUACUGAUCACGGAAUCAGGCGGAGGCUAUUCUCCACCGAUAAUGAAGUCUAUUGAUCCUAUUCCCCACGGAUGAUAAGUCCGUUAAGCAUCGAUUUGGGCCAAUUUAUUUUCGGAUGGCAUUUUCGUAAUUUCUUGGGCGACGAAAGGCCAUUUUCUAUGGAUAUUGAAGGCAACAGAUCACGGAUUCGGCCUGAGGCUAUUCUCCAACGAUGAUUGAGUCCAUUAAGCACCGAUUUAGGCGGAUUUAUUCCGGGUCAAUUUUUGGCAGAUUCCAAAGGGGUACCAUCACAGAUUUCGGGCGAUUUAUCCGAAAUGCCAUUUUCUUUCUAUUCUGGAGGCUACAGAUCACGGAAUCAGGCGGAGGCUAUUCUCCACCGAUAAUGAAGUCUAUUGAUCCUUUUCUCCACGGAUGAUAAGUCCGUUAAGCAUCGAUUUGGGUCAAUUUAUUUUCGGAUGGCAUUUUCGUAAUUUCUUGGGCGUCGAAAGGCCAUUUUCUUUGGAUAUUGAAGGCUACAGAUCACGGAUUCGGCCUGAGGCUAUUCUCCAACUAUGAUUGAGUCCAUUAAGCACCGAUUUGGGCGGAUUUAUUCUAUGUCAAUUUUUAGCAGAUUCCAAAGGGGUACCAUCAUAGAUUUCGGGCGAUUUAUCCGAAAUGCCAUUUUCUUUCGAUUCUAAAGGUUACAUAUCACGGAAUCAGGCGGAGGCUAUUCUCCACCGAUAAUGAAGUCUAUUGAUCCUAUUCUCCACGGAUGAUAAAUCCGUUAAGCAUCGAUUUGGGCCAAUUUAUUUUCGGAUGACAUUUUCGUAAUUUCUUGGGCGACGAAAAGCCAUAUUCUUUGGAUAUUGAAGGCUACAGAUCACGGAUUCGGCCUGAGGCUAUUCUCCAACGAUGAUUGAGUCCAUUAAGCACCGAUUUGGGCGGAUUUAUUCCGGGUCAAUUUUUGGCAGAUUCCAAAGGGGUACCAUCACAGAUUUCGGGCGAUUUAUCUGAAAUGCCAUUUUCUUUCAAUUAUGGAGGCUACAGAUCAAGGAAUCAGGCGGAGGUUAUUCUCCACCGAUAAUGAAGUCUAUUGAUCCUAUUCUCCACGGAUGAUAAGUCCGUUAAGCAUCGAUUUGGGCCAAUUUAUUUUCGGAUGGCAUUUUCAUAAUUUCUUGGGCGACGAAAGGCCAUUUUCUUUGGAUAUUGAAGGCUACAGAUCACGGAUUCGGCCUGAGGCUAUUCUCCAACGAUGAUUGAGUCCAUUAAGCACCGAUUUGGGCGGAUUUAUUCCGGGUCAAUUUUUGGCAGAUUCCCAAGGGGUACCAUCACAGAAUUCGGGCGAUUUAUCCGAAAUGCCAUUUUCUUUCGAUUCUGGAGGCUACUGAUCACAGAAUCAGGCGGAGGCUAUUCUCCACCAAUAAUGAAGUCUAUUGAUCCUAUUCCCCACGGAAUGAUAAGUCUGUUAAGCAUCGAUUUGGGUCAAUUUAUUUUCGGAUAGCAAUUUCGUAAUUUCUUGGGCGACGAAAGGCCAUUUUCUUUGGAUAUUGAAGGCUACAGAUCACGGAUUCGGCCUGAGGCUAUUCUCCAACUAUGAUUGAGUCCAUUAAGCACCGAUUUGGGCGAAUUUAUUCUGGGUCAAUUUUUGGCAUAUUCCAAAGGGGUACCAUCAUAGAUUUCGGGCGAUUUAUCCGAAAUGCCAUUUUCUUUCGAUUCUGGAGGUUACAGAUCACGGAAUCAGGCAGAGGCUAUUCUCCACCGAUAAUGAAGUCUAUUGAUCCUA
Molecule: messenger RNA, 5300 nt
Organism: Linum trigynum
Lineage: Eukaryota; Viridiplantae; Streptophyta; Magnoliopsida; Malpighiales; Linaceae
Source: the annotation of a GenBank genome assembly